Molecule: messenger RNA, 1513 nt
Organism: Gamsiella multidivaricata
Lineage: Eukaryota; Fungi; Mortierellomycota; Mortierellomycetes; Mortierellales; Mortierellaceae
Product: mannose-6-phosphate isomerase
Exons: 3
Coding region: 123-1448 (441 amino acids)
Biological process (GO): carbohydrate metabolic process; GDP-mannose biosynthetic process
Cellular component (GO): cytosol
Molecular function (GO): mannose-6-phosphate isomerase activity; zinc ion binding
Source: RefSeq, a predicted model, not a curated record
CUUCUCUCUCCCUCUCUCUUUUCUUCAUUCCCACAACUCUCUUCAUUCACUUUUUCCCUGAGUCUCUUCUUCACUCCUCAUCCUUCACCUCGUUCUCGAUAACACUGACCCACUCAGACACAAUGGUCGCCACACAGCCCCCUAUCUUUCGUCUCGACUGCAAGGCCCAAUCCUACGACUGGGGCAAGGUUGGAUCAGCCUCAAAGGUCGCAAAGUUCGCCUCGUCCUCGCCCGGAUUCGUCGUUGACGAGAACCGUCCUUAUGCUGAGCUUUGGAUGGGAACCCACUCCAGUGGUCCCUCAACCGUCCACCAGUCCGACAAGACCCUCGAGUCCGUCCUGAAAUCCAACCCCCAACUCCUGACGCCAUUCUUCCACGAAAGAUACCAUGGCCACCUCCCCUUCCUCUUCAAGGUCCUCUCCAUCAACAAGGCCCUCUCGAUCCAAGCCCACCCCGACAAGGAGCUCGCGGAAAAGCUCUUUUCGGCCCACCCGGACAUCUACAAAGACGACAACCACAAGCCUGAGAUGGCCAUCGCACUUACAGAGUUCGAAGCCCUUUGCGGAUUCAGGCCCCUUGACGAAAUCUCCGCCGCCCUGGACCAAUGGCCCGAGUUGCGGGCUCUUGUCGGCGAUAACAAUGCCAAGGACUUUCAAGACGGCGUGACGCGAUCCAAAGGAAUCGAAGGAAUCAAGGGUAUCAAGGAAGGACGACAGGCAUUAAGGGCAUUGUACAGCGUCGUCAUGACCGCAGAUCCGGCCAAGGUGAAGCAGGAACUUGACCAGUUGAUCAACCGUUUGGGCGACGCGCAGCAGUACCCGCGUCAUUCAAUCGAAGAGUUGUUGUUGAGGACCCAUUCGCAGUUCCCGGACGAUGUGGGUGUGUUCUGUUUGUUCUUCCUCAACUAUGUGGUCCUGCAGCCUGGUCAGGCCAUCUUCUUGGCUGCUAACGAGCCACAUGCAUAUUUAAGUGGAGAUUGUGUGGAGUGCAUGGCUGCCAGCGACAACGUCGUCCGGGCAGGACUGACCCCCAAGUUCAAGGACGUUGAGGUCCUGACCCAGAUGCUGACCUACCAAGCAAAAUCCAGCACCGAGCAGCUUCUCACAGGCGUACUCUGUACACCCACAGGUCACUCACUCAUGUACGACCCUCCAAUCGAAGAAUUCUCGGUGAUUCUGACAACACUGAACCAUGACAAGGAGAAGGAACGGUUGCGUGGAGCUGAGGGCCCUAGUGUCGUGAUUGUGACCAAGGGCAAGGGAGUGAUUCGGUCCGAGAGGCACCAUGAGACUGAUCCGGAGAUCGUCGAGGUCCCUGUUGAAGCCGGAAACGUGUUCUUUGUCGGAGCCAAUACACCAUUCUCGAUUGAAGCGUCAUCGGAAGACGGAGUGACGAUCUAUACGGCCUUCUCGGUCAAGCCAGACAAGCGGGAUCAUUACCAUCACUAAACUCGCCUAUUAAAUGUACGGCCAGUAGGCGCGUACAAAAUAAAAACGCGACUAUAGUCAUUUUU